Molecule: messenger RNA, 603 nt
Organism: Prunus armeniaca (apricot)
Lineage: Eukaryota; Viridiplantae; Streptophyta; Magnoliopsida; Rosales; Rosaceae
Source: the annotation of a GenBank genome assembly
AUGCGCACGUUAGCAGCCAGGCUCACCACUUAUUACUGUAGAAGAAACCCAGUACGGAAUGCGCAGCCUCGCAAUUUCUCCACUUACAAUGGAAGAGAUGAGCUCUCCCUUGAACAGGACGCUGAAAGAAAAAUCGGAUGGCUGUUGAAGUUGAUAUUUGCUGGGACUGCAACUUGCAUAGCUUACAACAUCAUGCCAUAUAUGGGAGAUAAUUUGUUGCAACAGUCCGUGUCACUUUUAACAGUCAAGGAUCCUUUGUUCAAGAGAAUGGGGGCUUCUCGAUUAGCUCAGUUUGCGAUUGAUGAUGAAAGGAGGAUGAAAAUAGUGGAGAUGGGUGGUGCUCAAGAGCUCGUAAACAUGUUGGUGGAUGCUAAAGAUGACCGCACAAGGAAGGAGGCUUUGAAAGCUCUUUCUGCUCUGUCACCCUCAGAUCAAGCUAUUGGAGCUUUACACCAAGCUGGGGCAAUCUCAGUUAUCAGAUCAACCCCUGAUUCCUUGGAGAGUGCUGAAAUUGAGAAAUACAAGUCAGGCUUGCUCAAGAGAUUUCAAGAUCUUAGAUAUGAUAUUCCGUCUACAAAUGUGUCAAGGUCUUCAGACUCUUAG